Messenger RNA from Panicum virgatum (switchgrass), 2237 nucleotides. Its product is annotated as polyamine transporter PUT1-like. Gene Ontology annotation, cellular component: membrane. NCBI's taxonomy places the organism in Eukaryota, Viridiplantae, Streptophyta, Magnoliopsida, Poales, Poaceae. The transcript is spliced from 2 exons. The record is from RefSeq and is a predicted model, not a curated record. Gene Ontology annotation, molecular function: transmembrane transporter activity. Gene Ontology annotation, biological process: transmembrane transport. The coding region runs from base 447 to 1883 and encodes 478 amino acids.
AAAAUGACUGGGCCGAUCCGGCCGCCGCGAUUUCGUUACAGGUGUAGCCGGAGCAGGCUGCAUGGCCGUCUCUGCCGCGACAGGUGUCACCGGCCGCCCUCAAGUCUGAACACCGCCGCUACUUCACCCAACGAAUUCGUUUCAGACAGAGGCAAGCAAUCGAAGCAGAGUCCUGGUCACGGACUCACGGGAUGCUUGUAUGCUCGUGUAGCCUCCCGCUUGAUUACGACUUCGAUAGUCCGAGGCACAGGAUACAUACAUCUCCAAUUGCAAUGUUUCGAUGAGAACAGGGGAGGAUGCAUUGCACUAUUGCAGGCCCCAACAGCUGCUGUUUCUGUUGGUGGCGGUGAAUCUCUGCCCCCGUUUCCAAUCUGUUUCAUGCGUCGUGAUCAUACUCAUACGUGAAGCUCGCCCAGAACACCGGAUCGACAGCAAGUAGUGCUCCAAUGGGCGAAUGCAGCACGGAGUACAGGGGCCUCCCCGGCGGCAAUGCCGAUACUAACGGCGCGGCGGCGUCGCUCCGCAAGGUCUCCAUCGUCCCGCUGGUCUUCCUCAUCUUCUACGAGGUCUCCGGCGGGCCGUUCGGCAUCGAGGACAGCGUGGGCGCGGCGGGGCCGCUCCUCGCCAUCGCCGGCUUCCUGGCCCUCCCCGUCAUCUGGAGCAUCCCGGAGGCGCUGAUCACGGCGGAGCCCGGCACCAUGUUCCCGGAGAACGGCGGGUACGUCGUGUGGGUCGCGUCGGCGCUCGGCCCCUACUGGGGGUUCCAGCAGGGGUGGAUGAAGUGGCUGAGCGGCGUCAUCGACAACGCGCUCUACCCUGUCCUCUUCCUCGACUACCUCAAGUCCGCCGUGCCCGCGCUGGGCGGCGGCCCGCCGAGGGCGUUCGCGGUCCUGGGCCUCACGGCGGUGCUGACGCUGCUCAACUACCGCGGGCUCACCGUCGUCGGUUGGGUCGCCAUCUGCCUCGGGGUGUUCUCCGUCCUGCCGUUCUUCGUGAUGGGCCUCAUCUCGCUCCCCAAGCUCCGGCCGGCGAGGUGGCUGGCGGUGGACCUCCACGACGUGGACUGGAACCUGUACCUGAACACGCUGUUCUGGAACCUCAACUACUGGGACUCGAUCAGCACGCUGUCCGGCGAGGUGGACAACCCCGGCAAGACGCUGCCCAAGGCUCUCUUCUACGCGGUCAUCUUCGUGGUCGUGGGCUACCUGUACCCGCUGCUCGCCGGCACCGGCGCGGUGCCGCUGGACCGGUCGCAGUGGAGCGACGGUUACUUCUCGGACCUCGCCAAGCUCCUCGGCGGUGCGUGGGUGAUGUGGUGGGUGCAGGCGGCGGCGGCGAUGUCGAACAUGGGCAUGUUCGUGGCCGAGAUGAGCAGCGACUCGUACCAGCUGCUGGGCAUGGCGGAGCGGGGCAUGCUGCCGGCCUUCUUCGCGCGGCGGUCGCGGCACGGGACGCCGCUGGUGGGCAUCCUAUUCUCGGCGUCGGGCGUGCUGCUGCUCUCCUCCAUGAGCUUCCAGGAGAUCGUGGCCGCCGAGAACUUCCUCUACUGCUUCGGCAUGCUGCUGGAGUUCGUCGCCUUCGUGCUGCUGCGCGUGCGGCGGCCCGACGCGCCCCGGCCGUACCGCGUCCCGCUCGGCACCGCCGGGUGCGUGGCGAUGCUGGUGCCGCCCACGGCGCUCAUCGUGGUGGUGCUCGCGCUGUCGACGCUCAAGGUGGCGCUCGUGAGCCUCGGCGCCGUGGCCGUCGGGCUCGUGCUGCAGCCGCUGCUGAGGCUCGUGGAGAAGAAGGGGUGGCUCAGGUUCGCCGUGAACUCGGACCUCCCGGACAUCGGCGUCGGGCACGCACCCGCCGCCUCCGCCGCGGAUGAGCCGCUCGCGCCGUAGCCCACUAGCCCGUGGGGUGGGCUGGGCUUGGCUGUACUAACCGAUAUAGAUUUGUGCUUCGCUUCACAGCCCGUGGGUUUGCAGGGAGAGGAGGGGAGGAGCGUGGUGGGCUCAGAUCUCAAACGAUAGCCCAGCCCAUGGAUCAGGUCCGCGUCCCCUGGUUUUGUCGCACUAUUGCUGGUCGUGGUCACCGCUCACAUUGCAGCGCCAAAUUGUACACCACGCUGGAGAGUGGAGACCUUUUUUUGAAGAAAUGGACAGUGGAGACCUUCCUUGUUGACUUGAUGACUUUGGUCGUGUAGGAUGACACAGCAGCGUGUUCUGGCAGUUUUUGAAAAGCAUUGUUUGUCUGUA